Messenger RNA from Sardina pilchardus (European sardine), 1980 nucleotides. It is a transcript of the gene nop53, whose product is annotated as NOP53 ribosome biogenesis factor. Bases 24 to 1424 code for a protein of 466 amino acids. Gene Ontology annotation, cellular component: nucleolus. NCBI's taxonomy places the organism in Eukaryota, Metazoa, Chordata, Actinopteri, Clupeiformes, Clupeidae. The record is from RefSeq and is a predicted model, not a curated record. Gene Ontology annotation, molecular function: 5S rRNA binding. The transcript has 12 exons. Gene Ontology annotation, biological process: ribosomal large subunit assembly; rRNA processing.
ACUGUCUUCUCUGGAAAACCAACAUGGCAGCGGCCAGAAAGCAUAAACGCGUGGCUGCAAGUCAGCCAGGCUUUUUAUCGCUCAAAAGUUCUUCAGACAACUCGGAAUUAAACAUUGGUCGGAAGAAACGUGUUAACAAAAAUAAGAAAAAGAACUGGAAUAAAUUCAGUGACAUUCAGGAUGUCGAGGAGUUUUUGGACGACGUGCGACUUCAGGAGAGGGCCACGGGGGGAUUGAUUGCAGACAAACCAGAUGACAGUUUGUUUUUUCUGGACAUUGGGGAGUCCAAGAAAAAGGAGAGCUUGCCUUCAGGUGGUGAAGAGGAAGACAAGAAGAAAAGGAAAAACAAGCGACCCCUGAAGGUAGACCUCAUACUUCAGGCAAACUCCCACAUCCCAGCACCAAAAGACAUCCUCGCCCACCAGCAGCCCAAUGCCAAGAAACUGCGACGCAAGCAGGAGCUGGCAGAGCAGCUGGCAGCCAAAGGUGUGGUGCCCCGCAGAGAGAGGCUCCUGGAACUCCGAAGAGCAGCCUUUGCAGCUGGAACGCCAGUGCGAGAGAAGAUUGUUCCCAAUAACAACCCUGAGAGGGCCUACUACGACUUGUGGGGAGAUCAACCCGCAGAGACAGAAGAUGCCUUUUACCUUGAACAGACCAAAAAGAAGCCAGUUAAGCGGCCAGAAAAACUGAAUCAGAGGCCAUCAGAACUUCCAGCCAUUGAGGUCAUUGCACCUGGUGGUUCUUACAACCCGGACUUCUUCUCCCAUCAGGACUUAUUGCGGGAGGCCCAUGAGGUAGAGGUGAAGAAGCUGAAGGCAGAAGAGCGUCUGGAGAGGCAACUUGCGGUGAAUCGUCAGGAGCUGGCAACUGAGGAGACCAUAUUUAAGGAGCAAAUCCAAGGGCUCCUGGAGGAAGAGGAGCAGGAGGAGGAUGUGGCUGAUGAGAUGCCAGGAGACGAGGAGGACACCGGCAUGACCUUCAGCUCACAACAGGAGAAGAAGACCGAGAGGCAGAGGAAGAAGGAGAAGGCCGACAGAUUUAAGGAGCAGCAGAGGAAGAUGGAGCAGGAGGUGACCAGCAAGCGGCAGCAGCUCUUCCAGCUGCGCUCCAUCCAGUCGGAGCUGAAGAGGCGCGAGCAGCGCACCCGCCUGAGACAGAGCCGCCGCAAGGCCCUCCAGCUGGCCCAGAAGACCCAGCCCCGCCGCCUGGGCCGCCUCAAGUUCCAGAAUCCUGAUCUUGAGGUGCAAUUGAGUGAUGAGUUAGCCGGCUCCCUGCGAAGACUUAAGCCAGAGGGCAGCGUACUCAAGGACCGUUUCAAGAGCUUUCAGAAGAGAAACAUGAUUGAGCCCAGAGAAAGAGCCAAGUUCAAGAGAAAAUACAAGCUCAAGUACGUGGAGAAGAGGGCUUUCAAGGCGAUUACAUAAAGACAUAGUGCAUAUGAACCCACAGCCAAGACUGGGCUUACUCCGUGAUGGAGAUCUUUCUGAUGAGCUGCUGGAGCACACCAUCUGGACCACUCAGUGUCCAUGCCAAGAAACGUGAAAUUAAAACACAUCCUUAAUCAACCAGUGUUUUGCUUUCUGCCAUUGUGGUAAUUAGAAUGCUUCACCUCAAGGACCCUUUCCUUAUUUCCAUGACUCAUGGGAGAUGUCCCAUCAGUGCAGACCUGGUUUCUGAUUGUCCAAGGAGCCUGUGUCUGGAGGCCUCACAUGACCUGCUCUAAUAGCCCCUUUAGUAUGAUUCUGCUGCUUUCAUACUUUUCAGUAAAAAGCUGCAGAUCCCACUUCAUUGGCCCAUGUCAGUGUUUAAUCCAAACUACAAGACUUAAUGUCCUAGUCAAAACAGCUGCCAGGACACUGAAGGCGAUUAAGGACACACAUUAAGUCAAGAUUUACAAUCUUGUGGUAUGAGUUCUGUUUGUAUUUCUUCGUAAUGACAUGUCAAAUCAAAAAGGUAAUAAAAGUGAAGUGUUUGAUUUAA